Messenger RNA from Nelumbo nucifera (sacred lotus), 1507 nucleotides. Its product is annotated as P-loop containing nucleoside triphosphate hydrolases superfamily protein. Gene Ontology annotation, molecular function: GTPase activity. The record is from RefSeq and is a predicted model, not a curated record. Lineage: Eukaryota; Viridiplantae; Streptophyta; Magnoliopsida; Proteales; Nelumbonaceae.
UUCAUAUUUUUCUUCGACAGUCGAUUCUUUCUCCCAUCCCCCUCCGGACCCUCCCUCUCGCUGCGCAGCACUCUCGUCCCUCUCUCUCUCUCUGCACAGCACGAAGAGCAGGGCAUUAGUUGGUGAAGGGAGACAAACACAGUCGAGUUCAGGCAUGGCUAUUGCAUUUGAAUCUUACCACUGCAUAUGGUCUACUCUGCUUUUCCGAGCUUACUGUUUGGUGCUGGUGUUUGGUGUACUGCAUAUGCUACUUUAGCAGUUAUUGGGUCAUUUCGGAUCUUCAAUUUCAUCCGCACACUGUUUUGAAUUGAUAAAGCAGUUUGGAUUUCUGUAAGAGAUAAGCAGACUGUACUCCACCCCAGAAUUCUGAAUUCCACUGCAGACCUACAACAAUUUAAAAUUUCAAACACCUCCACUUAAACACCAAUACCCGCCCGUGUAUUGGCAUCAAUUCUGAGCUGGCACCUGCCCCAACUGUACGGUGGAGCUAAGAUUUGUGGAGGUGGAUUGAACAGUAAAAACCUCUUUUUAUAAUGGGUUAUGCACAAUUAGUUAUUGGUCCUGCAGGCAGCGGAAAGUCAACUUACUGUUCUAGUUUGUAUCAACACUGCGAAACCAUUGGGCGCACUAUCCAUAUUGUGAACCUAGAUCCUGCAGCAGAAAGUUUUGACUAUCCUGUGGCCAUGGAUGUUAGGGAACUCAUUUCUUUGGAUGAUGUUAUGGAAGAGCUUGGGUUGGGUCCGAAUGGUGGCCUCAUUUAUUGUAUGGAACAUCUUGAAGAAAGUUUGGAUGACUGGUUGGCGGAUGAAUUGGAGAAUUACCUAGAUGAUGAUUAUCUAGUUUUUGACUGCCCAGGCCAGAUAGAACUCUUUUCUCAUGUCCCAGUGCUUCGGAAUUUUGUGGACCAUUUGAAGCGCAAGAAUUUCAAUAUCUGUGCUGUAUACUUGCUUGAUUCACAGUUUAUUACAGAUGUAACCAAAUUUAUAAGUGGUUGCAUGGCAUCUCUUUCUGCAAUGGUUCAACUUGAAUUACCCCAUGUCAAUAUUCUCUCCAAAAUGGACCUUGUGACAAACAAAAGGGAUAUUGAAGACUAUUUAAAUCCAGAGCCACGGGUUUUGUUAUCAGAGUUGAAUCAGUACAUGGCACCCCAGUUUGAAAAGCUCAAUAAAGCUUUAAUUGAACUGGUGGACGAGUAUAGCAUGGUCAGCUUCUUGCCUCUUGACUUGAGAAAGGAGAGCAGUAUACAGUAUGUAUUGUCCCAGAUUGACAACUGCAUUCAGUAUGGAGAAGAUGCGGAUGUCAAAGUUAUGGAAUUUGAUCCGGAGGAUGAAGAUGAUUAAAAUACAGUUAUAGGGGGCCCUUUGUUGCUUGAAAACCUUAAUUGGCAUUGCAAGUACUGUGGCAGCAUGGUAUACGAAGAGUUGGUUUUUGAGAAACAAAAUACUUGUUUCCUUUUGUUUAAACCUUAUCAUAGUAAUAUAGUAGUACAAUUACUUAUUUUGCUUGG